Nematostella vectensis (starlet sea anemone) is the source of this 3979-nucleotide messenger RNA. Its product is annotated as centromere protein F. Bases 1 to 3648 code for a protein of 1215 amino acids. NCBI's taxonomy places the organism in Eukaryota, Metazoa, Cnidaria, Anthozoa, Actiniaria, Edwardsiidae. The transcript has 4 exons. The record is from RefSeq and is a predicted model, not a curated record.
AUGAGUUGGGCAAAGGAAGAAUGGAAGCAGGAUUUGCCAUCCAAAACCCUGCAGAACAUCCACCAGCUAGAAAACGAACUAGAAGCGCUGCGGAAACAGAUACAACAACAGGACUUGAGAAUUGACGGUUACAUUAGCUCCAUGGAGAAACAAAAGAAAGAAUUGUCGGAGGAAAAAGCACUGAACGCUGUGUUACAGAGAGAUGUUCAGGAAAUGUGCACAAAGAUUUCGAACUUCGAGGUGAAGGAAGAGAAGCUCACGGCAGAGAUAAAAGCCAAAGACAAGCAAGUGGAGCUAGGUGAAGAGGUGUUACAAAAAGUUCAGCUGAAGUUGAAAGAGGAGAAUGCGAGGGUGGUGGAGCUUGAGGGUUCUCUGGAACAGAGGAAGAAAGAAGCUGAUGGUUACCGGGAGAGAAACGAGAAACUAGCGGCUGAAAUAGAGAAACUACAACAAGGGAAAGACCACCUUACUAAAGAAUGUGAAGCAUCAUCUGAAAAGAUUGUGACACUGCUAAAGGAGAUCGAAUUACUUCGUCAAACAAGAUCCGCCGAGAACGUGCACAUAGAGGAGGCUACGAGCAACGAGAAAGAGCGAGAAGCGACUGAAGUCAAGGAGACGGAGAGCAACGAGAAAGAGCGAGAAGCGACUGAAGUCAAGGAGACGGAGAGCAACGAAAGCAGUGGUGAUGCUUUGGUAGAAAUUCUGAGACGAGAAAACAGCGGCCUGGUUUACCAAAACCAGGAUCUCAAGAUACAAAGAGACCAGUUGAGGCACAAGGUAGAGGAGAAGACAAAUGAAGUAGAGAGGAACAUCUCCAAGACUGCGGGGAUACGAAGUGAGCUUGAGAAAACCAAGAAAGCUCUUAAGGGCAGCGAGGAGAGGGUAAGCUCGCUUGGAGAGACCGUAGAGGCUCGGGAAAGCACAAUCAGAACCCUGGAAUGCCGUGUUGACGAUCUGGAAAGGCAAAAGAAGAAGAUAAAGGAGAAGCUGGAGUGUGUGAGUUUUAAUACACAAGCUGCGAGGGCAAGCAAGAGCCAGCUCUUGAGGGAGUACGAUGAGCACGCAAAGGAGAUGAAAAGACUAGAAGAGGAGCUGAACAAGGCAAAGGCGAGUCUAAAAGAUAAGCAAGAUCAAUUAUUAGCACUUGACACUAAGUACAAGGAGCUUAUCACCGACAAUGAAGGUUUGAAGGAUCAGAUGCGUGGUCUAAGAGAGACGGCAAAUUCAGCGACGCAGGAACUCAAGAAGAAAGAGCAGCUACUGAGGGCCUUGGCCACCGAGAGACAGUCAAGUGGCGAUAGUGAGAGGAAGCGACUUGAAAAGCUUGAAUGCCUAUUACUAGAGAAUGAUAGCCUUCGACGUCACGUAGAAACGAUGGACUGCGACGCCAAGGAGGCGCGAAAAGAGUACGAGUCCGUUACCCAGGCGCUCGAGAGCAGCAGAAACUUGGUGCAACUGAUGACGGAAAAGAUCGUAGAUCUGGAGAAGGCUAGCUCGCGACCGGUGGACGCAGCAGACGCGGUUGACUCAUGGAUAAAGUGUCAAGACACGAACGUGGUAAAAGAGGUCCAAGGCAGUGAAGAUAACAAGACACUUGCCUCCACACAAACGGAAGUUGCGGGAAACCUCCUCGAUAGCCUUCAGAGCCACAUACGGGACCUGAAGGCCCGCAUCCGGGAGCUAGAGGAGGAUAAGCGUACCUUAGAGGGGUCUGCUCAGGAGCAGGAUCAGAUCGUGGAGGAACUGAUAACCCAGCUGGAAUACGAGAAAAGCCGUUACCAAGGAAACGAGGAUGAUGCUGAUGAUGAGACAGAGAUUACAGCUACUGCUGGAGAGAAAGACGUUCUUAGCGAGGUCUUUGUCGUCAAAAUGGAAGCAGCAUCAAACGAGCCCACUCAUCCACUAAGCGACGACUGCAAAUCACACGAACAUGACGUCACCGUAGAAAACACGGGUGGCGACCAGGAGGAGGGGGUCACAGAGGGACAAAGACUUGACGUGGGCUUCUCAGAAGAUUGGUACACGCUGUGCGCGGAUGUCCAGAGGGAACACAAGACCCUCAGGUGCGGGGUGGAGGAGUGCUGCAACACGAGUCAGAGAGUAGAGGAGCUGCUGCAAGAUGGAGAACACAUAGAUAACGAGCUACAGCCGGUAGCUCAGAGCAUCCGUUAUCUGAUGAACCAGCUGCAGGCGCUCAAGGUGGUGUUACAACGCUGUGAUCAGAGUAUGAUGGGCAAGAAAGACGAGGGAGGCAAGCUUGAUGAUGAAGACCAGAAGCCGGACGAUGUCGAUGAAAAGGAGAAGCCUUUAGAGUCGAGCGAAGAGCAAGGUGAAGAAGACAUCGCCCGAAAAGCAGCGGAUAAAGGUUACAACUCUUCGAGCACAAAAGAGAACGCGGUAAGCACUCCGACUGAGUACAGGAUGCCCGUGACGUGUGAAGAAAUUCCAGCAGAAUAUGUCAGCAGAGAAAGUAACAAUAGUAGGAAGGAUGAAAAAUCAGCUACAGAAGAUCAGGGCGUGAACUGUUUCACGAAAAGCGGCGCGGGGUCCAAACAAAUGGCGAACGUGCAUGAUUCAGAAAGCGAUGGUGCCAAAGACUCCCCAAGAAAAGAUUUGUCAUGGGACAACUUCGAGGCGGAGAAUGCAUUCCAACCGUUCAAGAAAGAAGUCGACUCGGUUGUCAGGCAAAUAGAUCAGAAUGCUGACAAAGCAGAAGGUAAGAGAAAUUGCCACAAAAAAAUGACGAGGAGCAAGAGUGAAGGGAGCGAGGAACAUCUGGAAGAGGAUGAAUCCAACGAGAAACAACUUGAUUCUGCUGAAAUAGCAAAUAUCCUGAAAGGCCUUCUUGUGGAAAAUAACGAUGUCAUAUUUGAGCGCAUGAAAAGGCACUUCACAGAAAUUGAACGUUUAAUGCUUAGCAAUGCAAGCAACAAAGAUUCUGAACUACAAAGGAAAAAAGUGAACAAGGAGCAAUCUUCGAGUGACAGGGAAGACUUCAAAGAUGAUGAUGUCGGUGCGCUAGAGACGAGGUCUGUUCAGGACGGAAGAUACGCGAUGGAAGAAAUAGAAAUCAUGAGGAGAAAAAUGGCGGACAUCCAGAAAUCAAUCAAGCAGCUGAUAUCAUCAACUGAAUCCGCCGAGAAGAAGCGUGUGAUAGCCCACUCGCACCUGAGCCUCCUAGAGAACGAGUUCAAAGAGAAAGAGUCGCAUUACGAGAUGCGCUGUGGGGAGCUUGAGAGCGCGGUAAGGACAGCAUCCCAGCAGGGGAUCGCUCUACAGAGGCAGCUUAGCAACCUGCGCACCGAGAAAGACGACAUCCAGUGCGACUUCCAGGAGGUACUUCAGGCGCUCAAAAUGAAAGAGAUGGAGUUGGUCAAGGCGACGCAACAGCUCGGCCACAUGGAAGCCGAGCAUCGAGAGAACGAGGCAAAGCUCAGAAACAAGAUAGAGGCUCUAGAACAGGAAAACGAGGUAAUCUGGCAGGACUUCACGGACGCGUCACAUAAAGCCCAAGAGAAGGACACUGAAUUCCGAGGAGUGGUUGAUCAGUUGAAGAACUCGGAGAAGUCCGUCUUGGAGCUCUUCAAUUCGCUUGGGAACAUUGAUGACCAGCUACAGCGAGCUAAGCACCACCAACUAUACGAAUAAGAAAUUAUGACACGAAAUUACGGACUUAUCAACGACGAAACUCCGAUAACUUAUCAUUUAUGCUGUAUCUGAAAUAUUUUGUCAGAAAUCUAAAAUAUAUCGUUGCGUCUUUUGAUGACAAAAGUGUUUAACAGUUAACUUUGUUAUUUUAAUUCCAGUGCAGGUUUUAGGAGCAUUAUUUAAAGGGAGGAUGGGGUGGGUGUGGGUCCAUACUCUGAACGCUAGUACAGUAUACAGACGCUAAUCACGUCUAAUUUCUUUUGGAAGACGGAGUUCUUUGUCACAGCCAAGUCUUUAUGUACAAAAUGCAAUAAAAGCUAACAUAAACAUA